This is a messenger RNA of Penaeus vannamei (Pacific white shrimp), 5756 nucleotides long. The record is from RefSeq and is a predicted model, not a curated record. NCBI's taxonomy places the organism in Eukaryota, Metazoa, Arthropoda, Malacostraca, Decapoda, Penaeidae.
GGCUCCCCUCACUCCGCCCCUGGCCUCCUUGGGCGUCGCGUCGCACCCCCGCGCUCCUGCCGCCCCUCAACCUUUCUUGGGUUUGAAAGUUUGCUCUUUGAGGGGAGAAUCUACGGCGCGGCGAGGGAGGCUGUUGUGGAAAGUGAGCAACGAGUUGGAUCAGGAUGGCGGGACGUCGCGGCACAUCGCUGGUGCUGAUGCUCACCUGCCUCGCUGCCUCCACUGCAGGCGUGGACAACGACGUGCAGAAGGUGGAUCUCCCUGAGGUGGUCAAGGAUCCUCUGGGGCCCCGGAUGGAGGUUCUCUCCCAGAGCGGGCCCCGCGAAAUGCGAGCUGCCACCUUCCCCGGCUUCCCGUCGGGCUGCCUCUCCUGCACCACGGGCGGACUCGGUGGCUCCACCUACGGCAGCAGCUACAGCUUGGACGCCGGUUUCCCCAGACCUGGCUUGCUCAGGCCUGUCUCUGAGUCUCAGGGUAAUUCUUACAAACAUGAAGUUCGAAGCGAAUCAAAAAUUGUCAACGGCCAGCCUGUGUACGACCUGUACCAUGAGCGACGCUUCGAGGACGGAAAUCUUGUCCACGAGGAAAGGAAAGAAAAGGGCGCGAAGGACGUUGACGCAUCCCUCAGCCUCGGCCAGGCCCAGGGCUACCCGGAUGGGCCUGGGUAUUCGAGGCACUUGCAUGAAACGCACCUGCAGAGCAGCAGCGUCGGUUCCUCUGACUACGGUUCUGCAGGGACGCUCUCGGCUCACGGGGGCGUAUCGCCUGAUUACAACUCCGACUUGUCCAGUCUGUCCGAGAGGUUGCGUCAGCAGAUGCUCUUGCUGAAGAAUCGCAAGGGCCACGAAAACCUGGGAGGAAGUCACCAUGCCGUCUAUUCCCAAACACGCUACGUCAACGGCCAGCCAGUCUACGUGAAGAAGGAGGAGCGGAAGUACGAGGACGGCCAGCUGGUCUACAACCGAACGGACGAGAAGGGACCCGACGACCUGGGCACCCAGCACGUCGCUCAGCAGUACGACACGUCGGGGUCCCCAGUCGGACCCGGCGGCGGUUACUACGAGCGGCGGGAGGAGCAGCGCCACUUCUCAUCCAGCAGCCAGGGCAGCCAUGCGCUCCACCCGGGGACCUUCCCCGGUCGCGCCCCCGCCCGGGAGGAAUCCCUAUACCACAGGCAGGACUCAGCUUAUCCCUCGUACAGGCCAGGAUAUAACUCAGGCUCCACAGGUUCCUCUACCCAGUACACACACGAGUCAAGGGAAGAAACUUCCUCAGGAUACAGGCCAACAUCAGGAAGUUCUACCCAGUACACGCAAGAAUCCAGGGAAGAAACCUCCUCAGGCUACAGGCCAUACAGGCCAACUUCAGGAGGUUCCUCUACCCAGUACACACAAGACUCCAGAGAAGAAACUUCCUCAGGAUACAGGCCAUACAGGCCAACUUCAGGAAGUUCCUCUACCCAGUACACGCAAGAGACAAGAGAAGAAUCUUCCUCAGGCUACAGGCCAUACAGGCCAACUUCAGGAGGUUCCUCUACCCAGUACACGCAAGAGACAAGAGAAGAAUCUUCCUCAGGCUACAGGCCAUACAGGCCAACUUCAGGAGGCUCCUCUACCCAGUACACACAAGACUCCAGAGAAGAAACUUCCUCAGGAUACAGGCCAUACAGGCCAACUUCAGGAGGUUCCUCUACCCAGUACACACAAGACUCCAGAGAAGAAACUUCCUCAGGAUACAGGCCAUACAGGCCAACUUCAGGAGGUUCCUCUACCCAGUACACACAAGACUCCAGAGAAGAAACUUCCUCAGGAUACAGGCCAACUUCAGGAAGUUCCUCUACCCAGUACACGCAAGAAUCUAGAGAAGAAACUUCCUCAGGAUACAGGCCAUACAGGCCAACUUCAGGAAGUUCCUCUACCCAGUACACGCAAGAAUCUAGAGAAGAAACUUCCUCAGGAUACAGGCCAUACAGGCCAACUUCAGGAAGUUCCUCUACCCAGUACACGCAAGAGACAAGAGAAGAAUCUUCCUCAGGAUACAGGCCAUACAGGCCAACUUCAGGAAGUUCUACCCAAUACACACAAGAUACAAGAGAGGAAUCGUCACCAAGGCAUACUCCAGACAGAGCGACUUCCUCCUCCUCAUCCACUCAAUAUACACUUGAAUCACAGUCCUCACACAGACCUCAAACAGACAGAUGGACACACACGCAACAAACGGAUGAAGAAUUGCACUCGUCGUACAGGCCAGCUAGCCGGCCAUCGACCAGCUCCACUCACUCAAGGCAGGAUACUUCUACAUCCACUCAGUACACUCAAGAAAGUACCGAGGGGCCCACUUACCCCAGCCGACCCUCGUACAGGCCGUCAGGGUCCACAUCUCACGAGAGAGAAGAAUCUUAUGAGUCUAGUUGGCAGCAGCAGAGAAGAAAUCACACCUACACCCCUUCGUCUGGUGAUUUUCACACAACCGUUGUCCAGCAGAACACAAGGCAACCGGAGACCACCACGCAGGGCGCACUAGAUUCCUCUCGCAGAGACGGUUCUUCCGAUAUUUAUAGUCAGACUUAUGAGCAGUCCAGCUCUACUGAUUCAACCAACCACGAUCAGUAUAGUAGGGGAUACAACACAGAAUAUGAUCAGCGCCAGCAGGGAGUUACUUCACAUUACUCUCAAGAGGCAUCAGCUGAAAGGCGUCUAACCACAGAUGAAGGCAGAGAUACAGUAGGUAUCCCUGGGGUAUUAAGCGGACCACAUUCACAGUAUGGCAAUGAUGAAAAGCAUAACAAGGAAAGGUACGACAUCAGUCCCUUGGAAGACAAUGGACCUGAACUACCUUCUGUUGACAAUGAAAUUGAUUCCUCUUAUGUACCUACCCUGGCCCCGGUUGACAGUGAAAUAGACAGCAGUGUUUAUUCUGGAAGGGGACAAGAGUCAGCUAUCCAUACUGACAGGCGAUACCACAGCUCUCGCCAGGACACUUCUCGAACCGAUACACACAGCCAGGGACGUCCUACUCAUGGCUACAGUGACUCUUCAUACCAUUACCGGCACAACCGCACCACUACACAGGGAGCUAUAAACAGUGUCCCAGUAUCCACUCCCGCACAAGUACCAGGUGCAGAUGAUGCCUCUUCAUACGGCUACCCUAGUGUUGAAGGUACCAGCCGCCACCACUACAAUGAGUCGUGGAGAACCUCAAUCAGUGCUGACAGCCAGCCCCAGCCGGCUUAUGGAUCUACUAGCAGUUCCUCAAGUUCAUCCCAAGUCAGAAAUUGCGGACAAUUCAGCUGUAUAGUAGUAGGAGAUGGACAGCUAUCUUCCUCCAGGCAAACACAAACCCGUGUCAGCACCCGAUAUGUCAAUGGGGAAUUGGUUGGAAUAACACACCAUAUCCGUCAGUACGAGGAUGGAAAACUGGUUCACGAAAACAGAACAGAACAAUCGGUUGAUGACCUCUCUGAAGAAGACCUGCGCAGAUAUGGAAUCGAUCAGCUCCACUUAGUACAGGGAAGUUACCAGCCAGAAAGCUACUCUCAGCGCCACGAGGUCCGACAAGAGAAGAAGUAUGUCAAUGGUGAACAAACAUACGACCUUCAUCAUGAGAGACGCUUUGAGGACGGAUCCUUAGUUUACGAAAACCGAACUGAAAAGGAUGCCGAUGAAUUAGGCGCUUCAAGUCCGGGAGGGUAUGAGGGUUCCUACUCCCAGACCCACCAGGAGGGGGGCGCCAGACACGAGGUAACACAGUCGCAGCAUCUGCAGCAGCAUGUCACUUCCGGUGCUGUGGGAGACAUUACUGCUGGACAUGCCGCAGAGACGCAACAGGUGACAGACACUGCCCAUGUGGCAGUUGUUCCAGUUUACACAAGUCGCAGGUACGAAACUCGCCGCCAGCAGGAAUUCGUUGACGGUCAACCGACGUAUGACUUGCACCAUGAGCGUCACUUUAACAACGGAUCCCUUGUCUACGAAAACAAGACAGAGCUGAAUGAGGGCGAGCUGCGCACCUCCCAUUCCUCGGGCCAUCAGGACGCUCUGCACCAGAUCCUGUCUGGCAACACUCUCAGCACUGCAUAUGACAGGUCCUCCUCUGCCACGGCACAUGGCUCAUAUGGCAGCGGUCUCGAGGCUUCGCGAAGCUCCUACGGCGAGUCGGCUGCCUCACAGUCUGCUGGAUCCUACAGUGGGUCGUCAGCUUCUUAUCAUGGCUCAGAAUCCUCGCGGCAGACUGGGCUGUAUGGAGAGUCAGCGUCGUCGCAGAUUGGUGGAUCCUACAGUGGAUCAUCGUCCCAAGGCAGUGGAUCGUAUGGUGGGACGGGAGUAUCCUACAGUUCCUCAUCCUCUAGUGAGACUCACGAAUCCUCCGCCAGCGGUUUUCCAGUAGGACACACUGCCGGCUCCUCAAGGGCCACCACAUCCGUUCUUGGAGCAGGUUCCUACAGCAGUUCAUCUCAGCAGGAAUCCUCUGGAGGCUGCCUCUCUUGCAUGUUGGUUGGAAGUUCAGGAUUCUCUGGCCAAGGAUCUUUGGGCGUGUCCGGAGGUGCAGGAGCAGAUGGCUACAGUCAUCGGCAGGAGAUGAACAUGGAGGAGCAUUACGAGGACGGCCAGCUGGUUCACGGGCAGGAGGAAAGCCGCGUAUUCGAGAACGGACAGCUGGUGCACGAAAGCCAGAGACAGUAUGCUGAUGCCCCAAGCCAGUCGUUCCGAGCUUCGGCACUUCAGUCUUCGGAAGCUUCCUCCGGCGAGGCUGCUUCGUGCGAAAAGAGCUACUGCCAGAACGGGGGAACCUGCAUCCCCGGCUUCAUGGGGCCCUUGUGUACCUGUCCCUUCGGAUUCAAGGGAAAAGACUGCAGCGAGCCGUACUGCCCCAAACGGUUCUGCCGAUACGGAGGGUCGUGCCGAGUGGACGGCGCGAGACACGUCUGCGCGUGCGCGGAGGGCUACUCGGGCUACCGCUGCCAGACCCGGACCUACAGACACGCCCGCAGACACGCUUCCAAGCCGUAGGGCGCAGUUUCUCUCUCGGCGUAGAAUUUUGUCUCCAACGGACACACACUAAAUCAUAAAUGUCCUAGGAUUUGGACCAUGCAUGUCCUGAUUUUAGUUGCAAAGGGACCUGAAAUAUUUGGUGUCGGUUAGCAUUGUAGGCAGACAUUUUUAGCGGCGUUUCUUUCACAUAGAACUUCCAAGACAUUUACAUAUCUCAUGGUGUGAUUAUUGUUACAGUAUUUAAUUAAACUUAUUGUGCUUUAAGUUAAAGGCAUUGAUGCUCAUAUCAGCUUGACAAUGAUUUCUAAAGUAAACCUGUUGUCCAUACUUAUUUAGAGUCAGUGUAUGUCUGUGAAUAUUUUCUUCGCUCUCAAUGCGUAUUCAGUUUUUGUUGAUAUGAAAUGGUGCCUUACUAGCUACAUGCUAUGUAUUUAUUAAAAUAGUUGUUUUCAUUACCAUUUGGCUGUCAUCGUUUGCAUCAGAGCCAUGUAGGCAGAGGUAGAUAGCUAAGUCUGUGGUCCGCAGGCGAAUCCUAGGUUGUGUAAGAAAGUCUACCAGUGCUAUACCAUUCACCAGCGGGGCUUUAAUGGGUCAGAUUGACUAACGAAGUUCAGCAGAAAAGCAUACACUUUGUGUCGCGUAUUCUCAAUAUUCAACUAUUUAUUUUUAAUGAUAUCAUGCAUCUAGACCUCUAGAUUAGAAUUUGACGUAUUACUGAAAUAAGGUGCAAAAUGUUACGUUUGAAUAAAACUAUUGUUACCUGAA